Molecule: messenger RNA, 1720 nt
Organism: Fusarium vanettenii 77-13-4
Lineage: Eukaryota; Fungi; Ascomycota; Sordariomycetes; Hypocreales; Nectriaceae
Exons: 5
Coding region: 167-1246 (359 amino acids)
Source: RefSeq, a predicted model, not a curated record
AGAACUUUCUCAUUCCUACACCUCCACAUCCUCUCACACGCUUCUCCCUUGAGUUCAGCUCUCGCACUCUCUCGAGUCCAACGCCUUCGUUUGUGCCCCAGUCACAUAUCAGUUACCAUCACGACCUCGAUUUUCCAUCGACUUGUCAACAAGCACAUUCGUCAAGAUGAAGUCCACGAUCCUCUCCGUCUUCGGCCUUGCCGCCACCGUUGUUGCUCAGAGCGCUGGUGACCUGCCCCAGUGUGGUCAAACUUGUGCUGGCAACAUGAUCGGUGCUGAGAAGUCUUCGGAGCUUGGCUGUGACACUGGUGAUCUUCAGUGCCUUUGCACUAACCAGAACUUCAUCUACGGUCUCCGUGACUGCUCUCGUGCUAUUUGCAACGAGGAGCAGGCCGCUCAGGUUCUGGAGUACGGUCUCUCGGUCUGCCGACAGGCUGGUGUUGCCAUCACCACUGGCGCUUCUGGCACCGUUUCCGCCACACCCACUGUUUCUGGCAUUGUCCGAACCGUCCUCAGCACCAUUGUUUCUGGUGACUCCACCAUCGUUUCUGCCGUUUCUACCAUCAGCGCUGCCGCUAGUGACACCGAGGAUGAUGAGACCGUUUCUACCUACACCAGCGUCUUCACCAACUCUGAUGGUGAUGUUGUCACCACCACUGGAGAGACCACCAUCGGUGCCGCUGGUGCCCAGGUUACCACUUUCACCUCUGACGGUACCGAGAUCGUCCGAACCCUGGAGACUGAGACUGCCACCGACGACGAGGACGAGAACGUUACCACCUUCACCUCUGGCGGCACCAAGAUUGUCAGCACUCUGGUGACCAAGACUGCUACUGAUGAUGAGGAGACCGUGUCCACCUACACCAGCGUUUUCACCAACUCUGAUGGUGAUGUUGUUACCACCACCGGCGAGACCACCAUCGGUGCCGCUAGUGCCCAGGUUACCACCCUCACUUCUGACGGCACUGAGAUCGUCCGAACUUUGACCACUAAGACUGUCAAGACCGGUUCCGAGACCGGUUCCGCCACCGAGACCGUUAGUGACGCCUCUACCGCCACCGAGACUGAGGGUUCCACCGAGACUGAGGGUUCCACCGAGACCGGCGAGUCGAGCGAGACUGGAACUGCCACUGGCACUGGUGAGGCCAGCGAGACCACUAGCACUGGCAACGCUGCUGUUCCCCAGAUGACCGCUGCCCCUGCUGGCAUGCUUGCCGCCGCCGGUCUUGCUAUGCUCCUUCUGUAAAUGAGGGAUGCUGUUGUCUAAUGCUUGAUGUUUUUCACGUUGCACAUGUUUGAUACAUAAUUCCCGUCUGUACUUCGAUCUUUGGGACCCCGUAACAUAUUUCCUCGAUGCAGGAAUUCGACUUCGGGACGAUCUUCGGAAAGGAGAAAUGAAAACGAGGUGAAUGAACAUGACGGUUCGGUUUUUGGGAGGUUUUAAUGACGCAUACGGCUUAUCUUUCGUUGUAAUGGAAUGACGAAAUGCUAGAGGGAAGGGAUCUCGAUGUUGAGUGUGACGAUGAGGAAGGGGCGUUGACUUGGGAGAUGACGACGGGAGACGGCAGACGUUGUGAUGCCGUCGCGCAAGACGUGUCAUCUCUCAGAGCAACACAUGGGUUCAGGGGAGCGUGAUACCCGGCCUACGGCCUGACUUCGGUGGAGGAUUUUUCUUCUCGCAUUCAUUGAGAAACAUUAAUAGAUAAUCUUUUUGACCACG